This is a messenger RNA of Tetranychus urticae (two-spotted spider mite), 1208 nucleotides long. RefSeq lists its product as uncharacterized. The record is from RefSeq and is a predicted model, not a curated record. NCBI's taxonomy places the organism in Eukaryota, Metazoa, Arthropoda, Arachnida, Trombidiformes, Tetranychidae.
GGUUCAAGUUAGAUAUCACAAUCAACUUACAACUCCAACAGUGAACAACAUCUAAAAAUAACAACAAAUACAAAUAUCUUUUAAACUUUAAGUUUUUCUUCGAUUUGCCAACCAACAAAAAACUCUUUGAAAAUGAUGAUCUACCAUUAUUUCGCUUUACUCCUUCUCAUCUCAAGCCAAAUGUUGAUCUCUUCUGCUGAAGAAGAGUUUGCCAUUGAAGAGACUAACAGUGAUUUUGAUGAUACCGAAACUGAUGUCGCCUAUGUAAGAGAAAGACGGGAUUUAGCUGCUGCUGAAUCUGGUGUUGGAGGAACUGGUGGUGGUGCUGGUAUUGGAUACAAAGCUGGAAAGAAGGGUGGUGCCGCCGCUGGAUUCAAAGCAGGAGGCAAAGGUGCUGCAGCAUUCAAAGCUGGUAAAGCUGGCAAAAAAGGAGGAGCCGCAUAUGGAGCUGCCGGAGCCGCUGGUGCCAAGGGAGGCAAAAAAGCCGCCAAAUUCGGUGCUGCUGGUGCCUAUGGUAAGAAAUUCGGCAAGAAGGGAGGUUUCGUAAAGAAGGGAGGUGCUGGUUACAACAAGAAAUUCGGUGCCGUCAAGACCUUCGGUAUGGCCCAAGGAUUCAAAUUCGGUAAAGCCGCUGGUUAUGGUGCAGCUGGUGGUGCUGUUGGUGGUGCAGGCAAAAAGGGAGGAUUCGCUGGUGCCGCAGGUGCAGCUGGUUACAAAGGAGGCAAGAAAGGUGGUGCUACCGCUGGUGCUGCUGGAGCCGCUGGAAAAGCCGGAGGAUAUGCUGGUGCUGCUGGAAAAGCUGGUUACGCUGGUAAAGCCGGAGCUGCCGCUGCUGCUGGUGGACUUGGCAAGAAGGGCGCUGGUGCUGGUAUCAUUGGUUAAGAUACUGACUCAAGGGGUUAAACCAUUAUCGAAUCAGCAAAACAUUCCAACCAAACUGAUCGAGAGCUUAAUUUCUUGAUUAUUUUAAUUAUUGUUUUGUUGAAUCACUCAAAAAUUGUCUUCCAACCCAUUCAUGCAACUUAUUGUAAAAAUAGCAAUGUUAAUAGCAGCUAUUGUAUAAUGUAAUUUUGUUUUGAAAUCGUUGAUAAUUAGAAUAGUUUCUUAGUUAAUAGUAAUUCUUUGUAUGCAAUCAAAAUAGAUGUGCAAUUCGAUGUAUAAAUUAGGGCUCCUAUUAAUAAAUGUAUUUUUAUACUUUUUUACCAAAA